AUGCGGAAUCUAAAACUAUUUGAGAGAUUCAAGAGCACCCAAAUCCACGCUUUUAAUUCACAAGACUCUCCUUCUACAAGCAACAAUGGUAGCCCUCGAAUGAAGAAGUUCCUAGGUCAUCCCAAAUCCAUCUCUCGUUCACUUCUCCCUCACGGGUUCCCCACCACGGACCUCCUCGAGCCUCCUUUGGACUCUUACCUCAAACCCAUCGACUUGGUUGAGUCCUUAUCGAAUCUAUACCGGAGAAUCGAAUCAAGUUCGGAGUCGGAGAAAUCGAUGCUCUACCUCGAGCAAUACACUGUUCUCCGUAGUCUCGGCGACGCCAAGCUCUUGCGUAGGUGUUUGCUCAACGCAAGGAGGCACGCCAUUGAUGUACCUUGUAAGGUUGUUUUAUCUGCUUGGUUGAGAUUUGAGAAGAAAGAACACGAACUCGUGGGAGUUGAAUCUAUGGAUUGUAAUGGGUUUGCUAUUGAAUGUCCAAAGACUAGUUUGAUUCAUGGUCAUGAUUUGAAUCUAGUCAACGAGCAUUGUAAAUGCUCUACGGUGUGUGAGGAAGAGUUUUGUAGUGAUGACAUUAGAAUCUCUAGGGCUGAUGAUGAGUUUUCGGGUCUAGAAGAGGAUAGUGAUUUUUCCUUCUGCGUAGGUUUAGAGAAGGUUAAGUGUGUCAGGUCGCGAAUCGCGGCGCUUUCGCGGCCUUUUGAGGCGAUGUUAUAUGGUUCUUUUGUUGAAUCAAGAUCUUCGGAGAUCGAUUUCUCCGAGAAUGGUAUCUCGAUUGAGGCAAUGUUGGCGCUUAACAUAUACAGUAGGAUCAAAAGAGUUGAUUUGUUUCGUGUUGAAACUGUCUUUGAGUUGCUUGGAUUAGCCAGCAAGUUCUGUUGUGACGAUCUGAAGUCUGCGUGUGAGGUUCGCUUGGCUUCAUCUGUCACUGACCUCGAUAAAGCAUUAACCUUUGUAGAGUAUGCGUUGGAGGAACGUACAAAGCUUCUCUUAACUGCUUGCUUGCAGGUGUUUCUGAGAGAGCUUCCUCAGUCUCUCCACAAUUCCAAAGUGAUGAGAUUGUUCUGCAGCUCUGAAGCAAAAGAACAAUUAGCUUUUCUAGGUUCAGAGUGUUUGUUCCUGUUAUACUACUUCCUCAGCCAAGUAGGCAUGGAAGAGAAACUCACCACGGAGGCUAUGCUGAUUUUGCUAGAUAGAACUCGAGAGUUUGCUCGAACAAACUGGCAAAAGGCUGUGGCUUUGCAUCAAAUGGGAUGUGUUCUGUUUGAGAGAAAGGAUUACAAAGCAGCUCAGUUUCACUUCAGGUUAGCUUCAAGCUUAGGCCACGUCUACUCAUUGGCCGGGGUAUCGAGGACCGAAUAUAAACAAGGGCAGAGGUAUUCGGCCUAUAAGCUAAUGCAUUUUCUCAUCUCUAAUCACAAGCCACUUGGGUGGAUGUACCAGGAGAGGUCUCUGUACAAUGUCGGGGUUGAGAAACUAAAAGAUCUAGCAACUGCCUCUGAACUUGACCCGACACUGACUUUUCCAUACAAGUACAGAGCCGUGAUGAAUUUCGAACAGAAGCAGAUUAAAGAAGCCUUCAAGGAGGUUGAUAGAGUUAUUCAGUUCAAGCUUACUCCAGAUUGUCUCGAACUGAGGGCUUGGCUGUUUCUAGCCAUUGGUGACCGUGAGAGUUGUUUGAGAGAUCUUAGAGCAGUGCUGUGCUUAGAUCCCAAAUAUACUUUGUUCGGUGGGAGAAUGAGAGAUGAUUUGAUGGAGGCUCUAACCAGGCAAUGCAUUGAGGUAGACAGCGAAGCGGAUUGUUGGGUGAGGCUUUACGAGAGGUGGUCAGCCGUGGAUGAUGUUGGGUCUUUGGCUGUUGUUCAUCAGAUGCUUCAGAAUGAUCCCAGCAAAAACUUUCUGAGGUUUAGACAGUCUCUUCUACUGUUAAGAUUGAAUUGUCAAGGAGCCGCGAUGAGGAGUUUGCGAACGGCAUGGAGCUUAGCUGUUUCUGAGGCAGAGAGAUUGGUCUACGAAGGGUGGCUUCUAUAUGACAUGGGUCACGUGGACGAAGCUCUUGCUAAAGCCGAGAAAGCAAUCUCCAUUCAACGCUCCUUUGAAGCUUUUUUCCUCAAAGCCUAUGUUCUAGCUGACAAGAAUCUCGAUCCGGAUGGGACCUCUUGUGUUGUUCAGGUUUUAGAGGAAGCCCUCAAGUGUCCUUCGGAUGGGCUACGCAAAGGACAGGCACUGAACAAUCUUGGGAGCAUCUAUAUCGAUUGCGGGAUGCUAGAUCAAGCUGAAAACGCGUAUAAGAAUGCUCUAGACAUCAAACACACUCGUGCACAUCAAGGGCUUGCGCGAGUUUAUUUCCUGAAGAAUCAACGAAAAGAAGCGUGCGUGGAGAUGACAAAGUUGAUUGAGAAGGCGUGUAGCAAAGCAGCAGCCUACGAGAAACGGUCUGAGUACUGUGAACGUGAAAAAGCCAAAGAGGAUCUUGACAUGGCCACAACACUCGACCCUCUGCGAACCUAUCCCUACAGAUACCGAGCUGCCGUGCUGAUGGACGAUCAGAGAGAGACGGAAGCAGUCGAAGAGCUAUCAAAGGCGAUAGCUUUCAGACCGGAACUACAGACGCUGCAUCUCAGAGCAGCAUUCCAUGAGGCCACGGGGAAGCUAUCAUUGGCCGCUCAAGACUGCGAAGCUGCUCUGUGUUUGGACCCUAAUCACACUGAGACGCUUCAUCUCUACAGCAGAUCCAAGGACCAAGCUUCGUCCAUUGACAACCCCAUUUUUGGCUUAGAUUAA
Molecule: messenger RNA, 2781 nt
Organism: Arabis nemorensis
Lineage: Eukaryota; Viridiplantae; Streptophyta; Magnoliopsida; Brassicales; Brassicaceae
Source: the annotation of a GenBank genome assembly